AUGCACGCCAAACCAGAGGUAGCCGCGCAUCACAAAAUGGUUGAUGACGGAUCGGGAGAAGAGGCGGAGGUCUGGAGAAUUGAGAAUUUGGAACUGGUACCAGUAGAGAAGCAAUGGUUGGGACAUUUCUACGGCGGAGACUGUUACCUCAUUCUGUACAAGUACCUCGUCAAUAUCAAGUACCACUACAUCCUCUACAUGUGGCAGGGGGCGCCACGCAGUCAAGAUGAAAUUGCCGCAUCAGCCUAUCAGGCGGUGGCCCUGGACCAGCAAUAUGGAGGGGAGCCCGUACAAGUCCGUGUAUCUAUGGGCAAAGAACCCCCGCACCUUAUGGCUAUAUUUAAAGGGAAGAUGGUGGUGUACGAGGGUGGCACCUUUUCCCGUGCAGACAGCAAUGAGACUCCCGCUGAGAUCAGGCUGUUUCAUGUACAUGGAACCAAUGAGUACAACACCAAGGCUUUUGAAGUGCCAGUGCGGGCCUCAUCCCUCAACUCUAAUGAUGUGUUUGUGCUGAGGACAAAGGGAGCCUGUUAUAUCUGGUGCGGAAAGGGCUGCAGUGGUGAUGAGAGAGCCAUGGCCAAGAACGUUGCUGACCUGAUCUCCAGGGGUGAGAAGGUGGUUGUGGCUGAAGGCCAGGAACCAUCUGAGUUCUGGUUGGCUCUGGGAGGCAAAUCUCAGUAUGCUAACAACAAGAGAUUGCAGGAAGAAACCCUCGACAUUCAACCUCGCCUCUUUGAAUGCUCCAACAAGACGGGGAACUUUAUUGCAGAUGAAAUUGCACAUUUUAGCCAAGAUGAUUUGUUUGAAGAUGAUGUCUUCUUAUUGGAUGCCUGGGAUCAGGUCUUCUUGUGGAUCGGAAAAGCUGCAAAUGAUGCAGAGAAGGCACAAGCUGCGGUAACGGCUCAGGACUACCUGAGGACCCACCCUGGAGGGCGUGACCUCAGCACCCCCAUCGUCAUCGUGAAGCAAGGGUUUGAACCCCCCACCUUCACUGGCUGGUUCCAUGCCUGGGAUCCAUUUAAGUGGGAGGUACGUAAUUCACACCUACAGAGCCAUACCUACUAA
Staurois parvus is the source of this 1065-nucleotide messenger RNA. The record is from the annotation of a GenBank genome assembly. NCBI's taxonomy places the organism in Eukaryota, Metazoa, Chordata, Amphibia, Anura, Ranidae.